AUGCCCUGCGCCCAGCCGCACUCCCUGCCGCAGGACCCGGCCGGCGUGCACCCGCCGCCGAUGCUCCUCUCGGUCACCGCCCAGGGGCCCCCCAAUACCGCCCUCCUCUACCUGUGGCGGUCCACCUCCACGGUCGACGGCCACGCCCGGAUGGAUGCCCCGGUGCCGCUGCUCCGCGCAGCGGAUCUCCGCUACCCGCAGCCCACCAAACCGACCACCUUCCAGCUGGCCAUCGUGCCGCACACCCUGCGCCACGACCAAACCCACCUCGUCUUCUGGGAUGGGCACUGGCUAUACACCGCCACGCUGAAACGCCACGACAACGGCGCCGCGCACCUGUCCAUCCAGCCGAUGGUCCUGCAAAGCCUCUCCCUCCUCACCCACCUGCAGGACGCGCCCCCGACCGCCGUGCACCUCAUCCCGCUGGACGUCGAUGCCGACGGCCGGCCCGAGGUGGCGGUCAUCCGCACGGACACCGGCAGCAUCACCCUCUUCGCCGAGGCCGGCCCGCACAAUGGCUGCGGCGCCGGGGCCCUCGGCACUUGUGUCGAGCCCCGCCCGGACUGGGCCCCAGGCGACUGCGCCCCCUCCGAGCCCUGCACCUGGAAGCCCACCAGCCUGCGGGUCGGUGACCUGGCUGCCUGCACCGACGGUGUGGCCGUGCCCGACGGGCCGCCGUGCGUGCCGUGCGGCUUCGAUCCCCAAGUCGAGUGCACCCCCCCCUGCACCAUCGACAACUGCCGGCACUGCCUGGACGGCCGGUGCCUGGUCUGCGACAAGGACUUCCUCCUGGCGGAGGACGCGCGGUCGUGCGUGCGCGCCUGCCCCGACCCGGACGCCACGGUGGCCGGCGGCCGGUGCCUGCCGCCGGACGCGCCGUUCACCCCGUGGGCCGGGGUGCACGGGCACCCCUCGUGGAAGGACUUCCAGCCGGCCGGCCUCGCGCACGCCCGGCUGGCGCGCGUCACCUACAAGGACCAGGAGAGCCUCUGGCCGGUGGCCAUGGCCACGCCCAGCCUCAUCGGGCACUUCGGCCCGGACACCGACACCCUGGUGGUGGUGCCGGUGGCCGGCACGGCCACCGACGGCCGGCCCACCGACAUCCGCCACAUCAGCAGCCACGCGGCGCAGCAGGACUACCUCCGGCUGGAUGAUGCCGCCAUCCUCGGCGGCGCCCUGGCCCAGGGCCACGACAUGGGCCUUGCCCAGGCGCCGAGCACCGACCCGUCGGACUUCGCCCCGGUGACCAGCCUCCGGCAGCUGCUGCAGCCCAUCUCGCCGGUGCACCUGGCCGGGCUGCAGCGCGACGCCGGGCCCCACCGGCCGGCGCCGCACCCCGACGCGGACGUCGGCGCCGCCACCCAGCUGGGCAUGGUGGCCAGCGCGGCGGUCACCCUGGCGCAGAUCAGCUCCAACCUGGACCGCGUGGCGCCGCACAUGGUCGGCACCAUGGUGGCCCCGGCCGACCUGGGCACCCCCCUGCCGGUGAAGGCCGCCCUCACCAUGACCCUCUAUGCCAAUGACCUCCACAAGAACACGCCCAGGCCCUCAGGCCAGCCGGUGACGAUGCAGGACAUGCCGCUGCCGUACCCGGCCCGGGAGCUGGCCUUCGCCCCGGGCCCGCUCCAUGGCCAGGCCCACACGGAGCUGCACGCCCUCCGGCGGACCACCACCGACGAGCAUCUGCUCAUCCUGCCCCUCCAGCUGGCCGGAUACCAGGGUCUCAGCAGCGAUGUCCACUUCCUCAUGCUGACCCUGCCCAGCGUGACGCCGCGCCUGAGCGCGCCGCGCCGGGCCCACCACCCCGGCGAGACCACGACCCUGGCCCUGCCGGCGGCCACGGCCCUGUACCCGGCGCUGGCCGACACCCCCGGCGACCGGCCGGCCGUCCUCUUCGUCAACACAAGCUGGAAGAAGCCGGAAUUCCUCCUCCUCCAGCCCCCGGGCGAUGAUGUGCCCCUGCACCAGGCCCUCACCUACCGGCAGGGCUACAGCACCGAGCAGAUGGUGGCCCUGGUCCGGGCCGAUGGCCAGCCGGCCGGCAUCGUCAUCCAGCCGUACGACUGCCUGAAGCGCCAGUCAAUCAGGGAUUUCGAAAUCGCCACCGGCAGGAAGACCUUCGUGGCGCCGGCCGGCCUCACGGCCCCGGCCUUCAUGGCGGACAACCACUCCGGCCGCCAGGACUCCGGCUGCCGGCUGACCGUGGUCGAGCACCAGCCCGUCCCGCCGACGGCCGAGGUGGCCGUCAUGGACGCCAACGCCGACGGCCAGGACGACCUGGUCCUGCUGGACCGGGCCACCGGCCGCGUGGUCUUCUACCUGGCCGACGCGCCGGCCGCCAGCCGCUGGGCCGCCCUCCCGCUUGCCUCCUUCCGCCGGGUGGUCGCCCAUGCCGGCAGCCAGACGGCGGCCUCGCCGCCGACCACCGUCCACCUGACCGACUUCAAUAAUGAUGGUCUGCUGGAUGUCGUCCUCAUGGACAGCACCCCGGAGGGGGCCCCCCGGCUGCGGGUGCUGGCCCACCCGGACACCACGGCCCCGCAGUGCCCGGCCGGCGCGACCUUCCGCCCGGCCGACUGGGCGUGCGUCUGCCCGGACCCGGCCAGCCGCUACGACCUGGACGCCGGCCAGUGCGCCUGUGUCCCGCAUGCCGUGGCCACCGGCGUGGAGGGCGCCUGCGCCUGCCCGGCCGGGCUGGUGCUGGUGCCGGACACCGAGUGCGCCUGCCCGGCCGGCUCGCUGCCGGUGUUCGACGAGGCCACCGGCGCCGAGGCCGCCCCGCGCGCCUGCGCCACCUGCCACGCCUCGUGCGCCACGUGCUCCGGCCGGACCCCGGGCACCUGCGGGUCCUGCCCGACCGGGCGGCUGCUGUCCCCCGACGGCGGCGGGGCCACCUGCGUGGAGACCUGCCCGGCCGGCUCGAACCCCACCUCCGACGGCCGGGCCUGUGUGGCCUGCGCGCCCGGCUGCGAUGCUUGCAACACCGACACCGGCAAGUGCACGGCCUGCACGCCGGGGCUCCACCUGCAGGAUGGCCGGUGCCAGGCCUGCCACGAGACGUGCGCCGCCUGCACCGGCCCCGGGCCGGACGCCUGUGUGGCCUGCGCGCCCGGGCGCCUGCGCCACCCGACCACCGACCA
Fonticula alba is the source of this 3140-nucleotide messenger RNA. RefSeq lists its product as hypothetical. The transcript is spliced from 2 exons. Lineage: Eukaryota; Rotosphaerida; Fonticulaceae. The annotation marks the transcript as partial. The record is from RefSeq and is a predicted model, not a curated record.